AUGAAGAAAAUAACAGACUUUUAUGCAAAGAAAUCAGAUUCAGCGACUGACGAAUCAAGGUCUGAAGAAUCUGCGAGUAUUAAUGAAGGCAUUAACGAAGAAAGAAGCUGUUCUGCUCCUCCGAACAAGCUGCCAAAACUCAGCAACCCAGACGAUCAAGCUGGAGUGUCCGGGAUCGAAGCUUUGCCUGAUGAGGUAUUGGUCGAGGUGUUUGAAAACUUCUCCCUUAAAGAAAUGCUUAAAACAUUGUGCCUGGUCUUACGAAGGUGGAGGCACAUUGUAAACAAUAACAACAUUCUGUGGAGUUGCCUCCUUCUUGAUGAGUGGCACAUAACAUAUUUAAGUGUAGAACAAUUUAUGAACAUCAUGUCACACUCCAGCUAUGGUACUAUCCAGAAUGAUGUCAUUCACGUGUAUGCUUCAAAAAUUAAGGAAAGGCUGACAAAAGACCUAAGGACCAAGGACCUUCCUUUCACGAUUAUAGCAGAUGAGUGUACAGAUCCACACUCAAACCAGGAAAUCUUAUCUUUAUGCUUGAGGUUUGUGGACCAGUCAACGCCAAACGAUCCUCAUGUUAAAGAAUGCCUAAUUAGUUUCAUGCACUUGGAACGAACAAAUGCCGCCAUGAUUUCAAGAAAGAUUUUGGAAUCUCUUUCUGACCCAUCUAUUUCUUUGGAUCCUAGCAACAUCCGUGGUCAGGCAUAUGAUGGAGCCUCCGUUAUGUCAAGUGGAAAGGAAGGAGUGCAGGCGAAGAUAAAAGAGACCAGUCCGUUAGCUCUUUACACGCAUUGCUAUGCUCACUGCCUGAACCUCUCCAUCGCAGCAACAUGCAAACUGCCAGAAGUGAGAAAUUUGAUAGGCCUGAUUAACGAGGCAUAUCUAUUUUUAAAUAACAGCCCAAAGCGGCAGCAGCUGUUCGAGUUGACACUGAAAGAAUACCUGCCUGAGAAUUCUCACAGCAAGCUUCCAGGUCUUUGCAAGACACGCUGGGUGGAAAGACACACAUGCCUAGAUGUUUUCCUGGAAAUGUAUGAGCUCCUUGUCACCUUUCUAGAUGCAGUUAUUUCCCCCCACGAGUACCCACAUUUGAAAUCGUCUACUGGAAGCUGGAAUUGGGACAAAGAUACUAUCACAAAAGCCCAGGGACUGAAAGCCUCUUUGUUGACAUUCCAGACUGUAGUGGUUUUCAUUACAACCAAGAAUAUUCUUGAUGAAGUUAAAGCUCUUGCAUCAAAGCUGCGGAAACAAGAUCAAGAUAUUUUUGAAGCUUACACGAUGGUUGACGAAGUAAUUGGAAACAUCAAGUCUGCUAGAAAAAACAUUGACGUUGACUUUCAAGUCUGGUACAAAGAAAUGUUAGACCUUUCUGGGAAACUAGGAAUCGUUGAAGCUGUACCCAGAAAGACUAGCAUACAGAGGAAUCGCUCAAACAUUCCCAGUUCUACUCCAAUUGACCAUUACAAAAAAUCUGUGGUUAUUCCCCUUCUUGAUUCCCUGAUUAUUCAAAUGCAAGACCGAUUUUCUGGCGAGGAUCGCCACGCCCGUCACUUGCUUUAUCUAGUACCCUCAAUCAUAGUUAAUAACUCCCAGGAGCUAUCUGAAGCAGCAAAAGGCAUGUUGUUCUGGGAGAAUGACCUUCCAUUUCCCAAAUCCCUUGGAAAUGAGCUGCGACGAUGGCAAACUAUGUGGCAGUCAGCAGAGAAGGAACUUCCAAACAAUCUUCUAUUAGCACUUGGUGCGUGUGACGAGGAUACUUUUCCAAACAUCCAUCGUCUUCUUCUAAUUGCAUGCACCCUACCAAUCAGUAGUGCGGAAGCUGAGCGGUCCUUUUCACUCAUGAAACGGAUCAAGACCUGCACCAGAUCAACGAUGUCUGAAGAGCGCUUCUCAGAUCUCGCCGUGAUCGCCAUGCAUUACCCGGAGAGAUUCGAAGUAGACGAGAUCUGCGAGGCUUUUGUAAAAGCUCACCCUAGAAGACUAUUUCAGGCUACGUUGUUUGAUUGA
Messenger RNA from Pocillopora verrucosa, 2004 nucleotides. NCBI's taxonomy places the organism in Eukaryota, Metazoa, Cnidaria, Anthozoa, Scleractinia, Pocilloporidae. The record is from RefSeq and is a predicted model, not a curated record.